Messenger RNA from Pseudomassariella vexata, 1116 nucleotides. Its product is annotated as taurine dioxygenase family protein. Lineage: Eukaryota; Fungi; Ascomycota; Sordariomycetes; Amphisphaeriales; Pseudomassariaceae. The record is from RefSeq and is a predicted model, not a curated record. Bases 1 to 1116 code for a protein of 371 amino acids. Gene Ontology annotation, molecular function: 2-oxoglutarate-dependent dioxygenase activity. The transcript is spliced from 3 exons. Gene Ontology annotation, cellular component: cytoplasm.
AUGGCACCUGGACUCACCUCAGAUGUCCCAAUCCAUUCACUGCCAUCCGAAAAUGACAAUGAUGGCACAAAGAAAAGGGCAUCUUAUGUAAGAGAACCAUUGAAGCUGAGUGGCGCAAUGGACAAGUUCGAAUUUGAGGAAACAACACCCGUCAUCGGCCGCGAGUUUCUCAACGUCAACAUCGUCGACGACCUCCUUAACGCUGAGGAUUCAGACGCCUUGCUGCGCGACCUCGCUAUCAUUAUCUCCCAACGAGGUGUGGUCUUCUUCCGCGCCCAAGACAACCUCACCAACGCCCUGCAAAAGCAACUCAACCACCGCCUCGGCCUCUUGAGCGGCAAACCCUCCACCUCAACCCUACAUGUCCACCCGAUCUUAAACAACACAUCCGAGUUCGGCGUCGACGACGCCGAAAUCAGCACCAUCAGCUCGGUAGCGCGCAAGAAGCUCUUCUCGCACGAGCAGCAACGCAACAAGCGCCACUACGACUCGGCACAGUGGCACUCGGAUAUCCAGUUUGAGCCCGUGCCCGCAGACUACACUUCCUUGCGCUUGACGAAGCUUCCCAAAACUGGGGGUGAUACCCUGUGGGCUUCCGGGUACGAGAUCUACGACCGCUUUUCGAAGCCGUACCAGAAAUUCUUCGAGGGGCUCACAGCGACGUUCGUGGGGGAGGGGUUCAUGAAAGCCGCGGCCGCGAAUCCGGAGGAGGUGAAGAUUUACGAGAAGGCGCGUGGGAGUCCGAAGAAUGUCGGUAGGGAUCUGAGCGCGGUGCACCCCGUCGUCAGGACGAAUCCGGUUACGGGAUGGAAGAGCAUUUUUGCCAUCGGGCCGUUCCCGCAGUAUAUUAAUGAGCUGGAGCCCGAUGAGUCGGAGGAGCUCUUGGAGAAAUUUUUGGAUGUCAUUUACAAGAGUCAUGAUUUGACGGUUAGGUUUAAGUGGAGCAAUGAGAAUGAUAUUGCGAUUUGGGAUAACAGAAGUGCGUUCCACACUGCCACUUUUGACUAUGAGGGUCUUGGUGAGCGCUUUGGAAACAGGGCGGUUGGUAUUGGGGAGGUGCCAUACUUGGAUCCAGCAAGCAAGUCGCGGACCGAAGCACUAGCAGAGGGUGCAUAA